AUGCGGAAGACUUCUUAUGUUGUCGCCUUUUUCGCCGUCAUUGGGACCUUGGUCCUGAACGUCAUUUCUAUCCAACGGCCCGACUGGCUGGUGGUUAACAACCCCGAGGUCCUCCGUUCCAAGACCACUGUGCGAUACGGACUGACCCAGCGCUGCGAGCGGCAAGUGAUCAUUAUACCCGGCCUUCCAGAUGGCAGCAAGCUUGCGUACACCGACUACAAAUGUCGUCCAUUCCCCAACCGCGUCACCGACCGCUGCGAGAAGGAGGAGAAGGCCUUCUGCAUGACAUGGAGUACCGCUAGUUACCUGAGCGUGCUCGGCGCCGGCUUUGCAGUUGUUUCAUGCCUUGCCAUACUCUUCGGCGUGAGCACUCAUUCAAGGAGGCGAAGAAUUUGGAGAGCUGUAGCAGGGUUGACUGCGUUGCAUGUUGCCUUCCAGAUUGCAGCCUUCAGUGUUGUCACGUACCUCUACAGCAAUUCUCGCUUCCCCACGUUUGAACGAGCUAGGCCCGGGCCUGCCUACAUCCUCAACAUCCUCUCGUGGAUAUUCGGCAUUAUCGUUACUAUCGGAAUCCUCACAACUGGUAUCUCAGCGAGCAAGGGCCACAGAUGGGCUGCCGGCAACAGAGCGUACCAGCCUAUCCAAGGAUGA
Messenger RNA from Sparassis crispa, 651 nucleotides. RefSeq lists its product as hypothetical. Lineage: Eukaryota; Fungi; Basidiomycota; Agaricomycetes; Polyporales; Sparassidaceae. The transcript is spliced from 5 exons. The coding region runs from base 1 to 651 and encodes 216 amino acids. The record is from RefSeq and is a predicted model, not a curated record.